This is a messenger RNA of Aspergillus uvarum CBS 121591, 4689 nucleotides long. RefSeq names its product NACHT domain-containing protein. The record is from RefSeq and is a predicted model, not a curated record. Lineage: Eukaryota; Fungi; Ascomycota; Eurotiomycetes; Eurotiales; Aspergillaceae. Bases 1 to 4689 code for a protein of 1562 amino acids. The transcript has a single exon.
AUGGUGGCUACGUUGCACUGUCCUUCGAGACCGAAAACUGUGGACGAGAUCACAUCUCGGCUAGGCGAUUCUGCAUGCGACGAGAAAGAGAUAUCGGCGCUGCGUGCUUUAAUCUCGCAAAUGGUGGGCCGAUUUCGUGACAAGAGCCGUCCCGGUUACUAUGUUGAAGCGUCACAUCUGUCACGAGCCACGACUCCGAGACAAUACCACCACUUGGCACAAGUCUUCUCGCGGGCGAUCGUGGUCAACGCCGAAAAGGGUUACGCACUUGACGGGGAUCUUCUCCCUAGCUUCGUCUUUCUCCUUUGCAAUAAGCCGGAAGGUUACUCGCGCGAUGGGCUUUAUGCGGCAGUCAAUGCAUUGCGUGAAAGGCUGGACUACAAAAUCCGCGAGAAUGCAUUGGAAGCUCAAUACCUUCUGUGCUAUACGCUCGGCGUCUUGCUCGAUGUCGCGGUAGAUAUCAAAGCGUCAGAGAUUGAGAAGGAUUCCUUACGAGACCCACUUCUCAAACUACUUGCGGAUUUGAAGAAGGAUCAUGAUGAGCCACGCUUGGCUCAAGCGGCAGCCUACGCGUACGAAGCGCUCAGAGGUAUUUCAGACAGUCAAGGUCCCUGGGAUAUCUUCUGGAGCAACAGCGGAAGGGUCAUUGCAGUGGCUGCGAAAACUGCCGGGGCUGUCUCAACCAUGAAUCCAGAAAAGCUACUGGACGCGGGGCCAGACUUGAUGGAACUUUUGAAAUUGUCGAAAAGAAUUUAUGACGGGGGCAGGGAACUAGUUGAAGCAAUGAGGAAGAUAGAUGAAGCGUUUGUUGAGAACAUUCGCAGACUCCCACAUCAAAGGCUCUGGUAUGGCAUACUUCGGUACACUAGUAUGCUUAUUUUCGCUGGCGGCAGCUCAUUUGACACCCUGGAACACAUAUUACCUAAGGUCCCCUGUGGGGAUAGCUGGCAGUUCUGGUGCGGGUUGUAUGCCCAACUCGAGCAAGGCUUCUUGUUGGGAGGUCAACGGGAAAAAAGUCGGAUCAUCCGAGUUGUCAACGUAACAUUCGACCUGAAAUCUUUGCAGGAAACAAAGGCAAAAGAUUUGCGUGUUCAGCAGUGGAUCAACCUGAUUUCAGAGACGUUUGAUCAGAAAGGAUGGAAACAGUCCUUACCAAGAGCUCGAAGAUCUUUUCCGUUACGCUUUUUGAAGAAACUAGAGUGCGAACCGCAAGUGAGGAAGCCUUUUGACCCGAAUACGGCAGCAGCCAUCGGUCGCAGUUUGUUGAAAGAUGCGUGGCACGAGUGCAAGGAGGCGCAAAGGUUCUAUGCCGAUGCCGCGUUGAAGGAGUAUUAUUUGCAACAGAACCGGCUUAAGAUACUACGUCUCUCAAACGACACUCUGGACAUCAAUAAUUGCUACAUUAACCUUGGAAUUAUUGAACCUUCCCUAGACCGACAAAACCAGAAAGCCUUCGAGCUAUCCCUCCAGAGGCGUCUACGGGUAGAAGCACUGGGCGAGGGGAAAGCACUUGAAUUACAAGAACUUUUUGAUGCCCGCAAGCUAAGAAGCCAUGUUGAUUCUCCCGACAACCAGUUAAGAGCUCCAAGACGCAUUCUUAUUAGAGGCCGUGCUGGAGUGGGAAAGACAACCUUGUGCAAAAAGAUUGUUCACGACUUCAUCAAUGCCAACUUUCCCCGGUGGAAGUUUGAACGGGUGCUUUGGAUACCCUUGCGGAAGCUAAAAGACAAGCCUACUCUAGAUCAGUUUCUUUGCCAUGAGAUUUGGUCGAAUCAUCGCGAGAAAGACCAUUUCAUCUCUGCUCUACUGAGAACAGUAUAUAAUCAAGCAGACAACAAGACUCUUCUGUUGCUGGACGGCUUCGAUGAGAUUAUUGGCGCGAAGACUCCCAGUGGAGACCUUGUCAAGUCUCAACCGAUUUUGAAUCUUCUCAACUACCCGAAUGUCAUCAUUACGUCCAGGCCGCAUGCAAGACUUGAUAAAUCGAUUCAGGACUUCGAUCUCGAGCUUGAGACGACUGGUUUUCGCUCUGAGCAGGUAGAAGCAUACGUCGACCAGAUUGUGGGCUGCAUUGGCCAGGACGAAAAAUCUGCAAGGGAGAUCAAGCAUUUCAUCAACAGCCACUGGUUGAUAAAAAGUCUUCUUCAGAUUCCUAUCCAACUGGAUGCUUUAUGCUUUGCUUGGAACGAGAGGCUUCUUUCGCAAAAAAUCAGAACUAUGACUGCCUUGUAUCAGGCAAUCGAAGUCAGACUAUGGAAAAAAGACAUGGUUCUCUUGGGAAGGGUGAGCGAGAGUGAGGCUGAUAAUAUAUACGUACGGUCUCAAGUUGAACAAGCUAUGCAUGACCAUAUCGAGCUAAUCCAGAAGCUCGCUUUUACUGGCUUAUACAACAGCAUUGUUGAAUUCACACAACAACAUCGAAUAAUAACAUAUGCAACAUUGCCUGGCUUGGAAGGUAAAUCAGAUAAUCUACUCAAUGAAGUAUCAUUUCUUCGGAGCUCUGGUUCCGGGAAGACUCACCAACGCCAGACUUAUCACUUCAUUCAUUUGACCUUCCAGGAGUUCUUCGCUGCUCAUUACUUUGUGCACUGUUGGAUGACUGAUACCCCGCUGACAUGUCUCGAAAUGAACUCGACCGAGUGUCAUUAUCUAGAUGCGGAACAGUUCAUACACCGCGAGAAGUAUAAUGGUCGCUACAAUGUCAUGUGGCGGUUUGUAGCAGGACUUCUCCAUGGAAGCGAGAAUCAAGAAAGGCUAACCCAAUUCAUGCAAGUUCUGGAUAGUGAGCCAAAGGACUUACUCGGAUUUGCACACCCUCGUAUCUUGAUGUAUUGUUUCAAUGAGAUCCUGCUUCCUCCCGGGCACAGUGCUCUGCGGCAAUUGCAACACAGCACCGAUGUGGAGCUACUGGCUGCUUUAGUGGGAUGUAAUGCCCUUUACUCAUUCCUUUUGAGUACUGAAAUGGAGUUCCCGGACCACUUACUGCGGCGCAUCCUGGACAAUUCAGAUGAGGAACUCGUUAUCAGGACUCUCCGCGAUAUAUCAAGCCGUGCCUGGGUAUCACCAGCACUCCUACAAAAGAUGAAAGAUAUUGUGCACAUCAGUGAGUCCAAUAGCUUGAAGCAGAGUGCAUUCCUUGCUCUCAUUGCGCAUGACAGAUUCUGGCAAGAGCCGCUCCAAAAGAUGCUCGAGACUCCAAAGCUGUGGAUAACAGCAACUCAUGAUUUCGUUUUUAUGGCGAAAAUGACGAGGGCACAGGAAGAAUUCAUCAAUACAUUGUUAGCCAGGAUCGAGGCAGAACAGACUCCAGUGCCAGAGUUGGUUGGUACCAUACGAUGGCAGUUCAGGCUAGCUAAAACAAAUAUAACGAAGCUUGUAUCUCUGCUGAAGGCGCGAGAACCACCGUUGAGGGAGUUUGCUGUGACCACACUCGGGAGUCAUUUGUCUACAAACAUCGAUAUCAUACCGCGUGUUCUGGCUCUCCGGCAUGAUAGUGAUCUAAAGGUGAGGCUUGCGGUCAUCCGAGCUUGCUCCGCGCUCUCUGGCAGGCCAUCUGUUCUUGAUACAUUACACAGUGCCUUGAAUGACGACGAUGCAAAAGUUCGAGAGCUUUCUGCAGAUGCCUUGCGGUCAGAAGAAUCUUUGCCCAUCGAGAUUUUGGACACUCUGGCGUUUCGAAUGGAAAAUGAUGAGGACGCUAUAGUGAAGAUAAGAACAAUGGAAGUAUGGAGCAAGCAUUGUGCCUGCCCAGCGGACAUUGUGGAAACUGCCGUUCCAUUCCUGGAUGACGGGAACUCUUGGAACGUUAGGCUUGCGGCAGCUAAAGUCAUCGGCCGUCAAAAGCUUCCUGAGUCUCGAGUGCGCUCUUUCGUGUCUAUGCUCAAACAUAAGUCGGAAAAACGAAAUCUUGUGCUUGAGAUUCUCGAGGAAUAUUUCGCACACUCCAAGCUCCCAGAUGAAGCUUUCGAAGCCUUGCUUGAGAUCUGGAGCCACAAUGAUGACAAUAUAAGCGGCCUCGUGCCAGUCAUGCUUCGGAUCAAUCAUGACCUGAGUGACGAUGUUCUGAAAUCUUUGGUCUCUUUCCUGGGUCAUUCGAAUCAGGAGCUUCAACAACUAGCGUGUUGGGUAUUUGCCGAACAGUCCCGGCUGCCAAAGUUUGCCACCGUCCCCAUCUCGGCUCUGUUGCCCGACCCGGAUCUGAAACACGAAUACACGACGGCCCUUGCGCUGAAAGCCCUGGGUAGGGACCCGGAACUGCCGGAAGACAUUCUCGAGGUCGUGAUCCAGACUCUGGAGGCUUCGCGAUCAUGGAAGAACGUGCUUAGUGCUGUAAAUUGUCUCAGAGCACAAAGGCAUCUCAGCCAAGGGCUCUCACAAGCCAUACUAUCAGCCCUCACAUGGUCCACGACAUUAGAAGUUGAAAGUCUCACUCGCGAGCGUGAUGAGUUUAGCACGGUGCUGCCAAACCUCGAUGGCGAGCGUUGGGAGAUGUUGUUCAAAGUCUGGAUAGAGAAAGGCCUGGCCUCCGACUUUUCUUGUGUUCUUCAUGGAGAGGAACUUCGGCUUACCACUCCUGAGCGUGCUUUCAGCGUCCAUUUGUCGACUCCCCUACAGCGGGAGACUGUCAGAAAGGCAGCGAAGGCUGCUCGAGCGCGGGUACUGGGUGGCUCUGGUUCGGUGCGCGAGUAG